Messenger RNA from Raphanus sativus (radish), 745 nucleotides. Its product is annotated as putative RING-H2 finger protein ATL69. Gene Ontology annotation, molecular function: transferase activity. The record is from RefSeq and is a predicted model, not a curated record. The transcript has a single exon. Bases 58 to 531 code for a protein of 157 amino acids. Gene Ontology annotation, biological process: protein ubiquitination. NCBI's taxonomy places the organism in Eukaryota, Viridiplantae, Streptophyta, Magnoliopsida, Brassicales, Brassicaceae.
UUCUCCUUCCACGUUUUAGUUUAUUUCUCUCUCACACACUCUCUCUCUCCAUAGACAAUGCUUCCAACAAAUCCUCCGGCCACUGGGGUUGGACUCGGUUACGGCAUCGCCAUCGCCGUGAGCAUCCUCAUUCUCAUCUCCACUAUAAUGCUCGCUUCAUACAUCUGCAUAAGGUCAAAGUCUGCUCCAAGAGACGGAACCACGAGCGACAGAGUUCUUGACUCGCCGGUGGCUGAGGUAAAGCUCGGGUUGGACCUGCCUGUUAUAGAGUCAUAUCCAAGGAUAGUGCUUGGAGAGAGCAGAAGAUUACCUCGGCCCAAUAACGGUCCAUGUUCGAUAUGCCUAUGUGACUACGAAGCUAGAGAUCCGGUUCGGUGCAUACCGGAAUGUAAUCACUGCUUUCAUGCUGAUUGUGUUGAUGAGUGGCUCCGGACAAGUGCAACGUGUCCCCUUUGUAGAAACUCACCGGCUCCGUCUAGGCUUGCCACACCCUUGUCUGAUUUGGUCCCAGUCUCCUUUCAAAUCAGGUGAAGGAUAAAGACCUCUUUCCUUUCAAGGCUCCACAUUUCAUACUCUUUUCUUUCUGUGCUUAGAGAGUAGAACUAGUGAGUAUUGAUAUGGUUCAGCUUUUUUAUAUUCCUGAAAUCAUCAAUAAGUGUGAAAACUUCUGUAUUGAUAAAAGUGAAAGUUAGAGUUCUUGCACGUCUUUCAUUAUCAUAUAGGCAAUGGCGGGCUAUGCAUACGU